Molecule: messenger RNA, 1150 nt
Organism: Cicer arietinum (chickpea)
Lineage: Eukaryota; Viridiplantae; Streptophyta; Magnoliopsida; Fabales; Fabaceae
Product: alpha/beta hydrolase domain-containing protein VTE7
Molecular function (GO): catalytic activity
Source: RefSeq, a predicted model, not a curated record
UAUUUGCGUCGCUUGAGUUCCAGUUCUUUCCGUUGCUAUUAGCACCUUAGUUUCCUCUUCAAAAAAAAAAAAAAAAUGGUUGCUUUGUUUUCCCUGGCAUUGCCGAAAUUCAAGGUCGUCGCUGAAGCUGACGCAUUUCCUUCCUUUCUUCCCAAAGACGUCAACAGAAUCAAAGACCCAUUUGCUCGAAGCCUCGCUACGCGGAUUCAGAGACUUCCCGUAUCCGUUAAGUUCUCUGAAAAUCCCAUCAUGAGUAGUUGUGUGAAGCCACUGAUGCAGAACAAGGCAAAUCCAGUUGUCCUUUUACAUGGUUUUGACAGCUCAUGCUUAGAAUGGAGAUACACGUAUCCAUUGCUUGAGGAAGCUGGUCUUGAGACAUGGGCCAUUGACAUUCUUGGUUGGGGUUUCUCUGAUCUAGCGAAGCUUCCUUCAUGUGAUGUGGUAUCAAAGCGUGAACACUUUUAUCAGUUUUGGAAGUCCUACAUCAAAAGGGCGAUGAUAUUGGUUGGUCCAAGCCUUGGUUCUGCUGUUGCCAUCGACUUUGCAGUCAAUUAUCCAGAAGCUGUGGAAAAGCUUGUUUUGAUUGAUGCUAGUGUAUAUGCUGAAGGAACAGGAAACCUAGCAACCUUACCAAGAGCGAUAGCCUAUGCUGGGGUAUAUUUAUUAAAGAGCAUCCCUAUACGCAUAUAUGCAAACUAUUUGUCAUUCACUAACAUAUCUUUCAGCACCAGCCUUGAUUGGACAAAUAUUGGCCGCUUGCAUUGUUUAUUGCCUUGGUGGGAGGAUGCCGCGGUUAAUUUUAUGAUUAGUGGUGGCUACAAUGUUGCUUCCCAGAUAAAAAUGGUAAAGCAGAAAACACUCAUAAUUUGGGGGGAGAAUGACCAAAUAAUCAGCAAUAAGCUUGCAGUGCGACUGCACUGUGAAUUACCUGAGUCAAUUAUACGCCAAAUACCCGAUUGUGGUCAUCUUCCUCAUGUUGAAAGACCGGAUUCCGUUGUCAAAUUGAUUGAAGAAUUUGUUCAAAAGGAUACCAAGACAGUAAAUCAAUGUGUUCCAUCAUUAUGAAGGUUGAAUACCAUUUUGCCUUUCUAACAGAGAAAGAAACAGAACAUUUGACAUUUAAAAAAAAAAAAAAAAAGAAGCCAGUAGG